AAGCCAGACCAGAACAAACAGCAGAGGAGAAAGGUGGCCAUUGACACCUUGACACACAUUCAUGGGCACCAAAGAUGGAGGGGCUCCUUGUUUCUCAGACCCAGAAGAGAAAGAAAAACAGAAAACAGAGUCCAUGUUCAAGCUGCAGACAAAGACAAAGGCAAAGUUGGAGCCACAGUCCAAGCGCCAGUCCAAGCCCUUUUCCACCCAGGACUCCUAACGGGACAGCACACUCCAGUAAUCAUCACUCCUCAUCCCAUGCCCAAGCCCACACUCACUCCUACUAUUCCCAUAACUCCAACCAUCAUCACUCCAACAGUUGUCCUAACAGAAAGAAGGCAACAGGGCUAGCAAAAAGAAAAGCCAUGAAAGGCCAGUCACCAAACAGAAGGAAAAAACGAGCAGCCACCAUCCUCAGCUGCUGGAUCCAGCCAACGUCUGCUCAAGGUUUCACUGUUGUACAAACCCCAGCCACUGUGAAAGAAGGCGACAACGUCAUCCUGAAUAUCCAGGGGUACACGGGGAGUGCUCGUGAGUAUGUUUGGUACCGAAAGAAAUCAGCUCAGGAUCCCGGCCGUGUAAAGAUCGUGACAUUCUAUAGUAAUCAUUUAUAUCAGUCACCAAGCAAUAUCCGGCAGAAGGUACUCGCUAAUGGCUCCUUGAUCAUCCCCAACCUCAUUGUCAUUGAUGAUGGUUACUAUGAAGUACAAAUCAACGAUUCCUCUUCACAGAUACUUAAAGGAGGAGCCCCACUGAAGGUGUAUGAGAAUACCCUGAUAAAACCCACCAUAACUAUCCAAAGCACUGGCCACAUUGUAGAGAAUGACUCCGCGGUCAUGUCGUGUAACUCAAAGCAUAAAGAUUUGUCACAAAUUCGGUGGUACUUCCAAAAUAAGAAGUUGAUACUCAAUAAAAGGAUGUCUUUGCCUCUGAAUAACCAGACCCUCAUCAUCAUACCUGUGAUGAGGGAAGACAAUGGAGCUUAUAAAUGUGAAGUUUGGAAUCCAUUCUCUGCCAGUAUGAGUGAUUUAUUCAAACUGACUGUCUGCUAUGGACCAGAGAAAAUCACGAUUCUUCCAAAGCAUGUUCAUGGGCAGAUUGAGGUCUUACUCAACAAGAAGCUGAUUUUAGAGUGUCAGGCUAGUUCUGAACCACCAGCCCAGUAUACAUGGCAAGUGAAUGGUUCUUCUAGAGCUGGAAAUUCAGGAAACAUUUAUGCUAUCUCCAAACUAUCUUGGGGACAUUCAGGGACAUAUACAUGCAUGGCAAUGAACAGCGUAAUCAACACAGCAAUAUCUAAAAACAUCAGAGUCAGAGUAUAUGAGCCUUCAGGAGGCUCCAUACGCGGUGGAGAUGUCGUUGCUGGCAUUGUGAUUGGAGUCCUAGCUGGAGUGGCUCUCAUCGUGGCUCUCAUCUAUUACAUGGUCAUCGGAGAAUCUUCAGGAGAAUAACGUGAUGAAACCCAACAUAACUAUUAAUAGCACCAGCAACAUCACCGAGAAUGGCACCAUGGUCUUGAUGUGUAACACAGAGUGAAUAUUUGAAUAUAGCCAAAGGGAAUGCUGGCACCUGAGAAAGGGAGCAUCUUUUUGUAGAGCAACCAGGAAGCCAGUGUUAUCAAAAGGAAUAGUUCAUUGGCUGGGCUGUAGGAAAGAAGAUAUUCAAAAACAAAGAGUAUGAAAGCAAAAGACAUCAAUAAAAAUAACAAAAAUUGUUCAAAAAAAGAACUUGUCCAGGUGAAGACAUCCAAGUGGAUUCAAGGGACAAGAAAUGCUGAGCAGAGAGAACAGGACUAGAGAUUUUGAUUCAAAAGAGAGAUGCUACAGGGGAUUUUCUUCAGACCAAACUAAGCAGCCUUCUCUUCUCCCAGUCUUGGCAGCCUGUCCAGGGUAGCUAGCAUUGGUAUAAUGAGGGUGGAGGGGUACCCUGUGUGCCCCAAGCUACACAACACCUGCUUUACAUGCACCUUUGUUCGCCCACCUGGUUAUUGAGCAGACAUGACAAAUCGGUCUCCUUCUUA
Molecule: messenger RNA, 2020 nt
Organism: Monodelphis domestica (gray short-tailed opossum)
Lineage: Eukaryota; Metazoa; Chordata; Mammalia; Didelphimorphia; Didelphidae
Product: cell adhesion molecule CEACAM6-like
Source: RefSeq, a predicted model, not a curated record